CCCAAACUCGCAACCGCAACCAAACAGAAGCUCUCCCCUCUCCGCCGCACUCCAAACCCUAACGCACGCAACUUGCGACCGACCGAGCCAUGGCGUCGGCGGCGGCUACGGCGACGCUGCAGCAGAGCAUACGGCGGGGCGAUCUCGAGGAGGACGACGGCGGCGACCUCGACUCCCACCUCCCGCCGCGGGUCGUCAUCGGGCCCGACGAGAACGGCGUCAGGAAGGUGAUCGAGCACCGCUUCGACAACGAGGGCAACAAGGUCAAGGUUAUGCCCAUCAUCUCCCCCGUCCGCAAGCUCACGCGCGUUCCCCAUUCCAGGAGCGCCAUCGAGCGCCGCUCGUGGCCCAAGUCCGGCGACGCCGUGAAGGAGGACGCUGGAUCGCGGCUUAUCGCGGCCCCCACCGAAGGUAUCCUCCUCGAGCGCCCACACGUCUCAGGGAGCAACGCCGAGGAACCACUGGCUGGGUCAAUUAAGGGAGAGGCUGUUCUCAUGGCUUGCAGAACCUGUUACAAGAAGGGUGACCAUUGGACCUCGAAGUGCCCCUACCGAGCACUACAGGCCAAAUCCUUUGUGGGCAAGCCUCCUACUGCCAAUGGACCUUCAGCACCAGGUGGAGCCGUUAAGAGAGCAUAUCCUCCUCCAGUUAUAAAGAAAGCUGCUGAUAGAAUUGGAGAUGAUGUUAAGAGGAUUAUGUAUGAUGACAGAACUGUCUGUGUGACCAAUCUCUCAGAGGACACUAGUGGACCUGGCCUCAUCAAGCUGUUCGGCUUAUUUGGCUAUGUUACCCGUGUCUAUAUUCCUGUGGAUGAGAAGACUGCAUCAGGUAGGGGGGUUGGCUUUGUCAAAUUUGCUCAGAGACGGCAAGCUGAGGCUGCUAUCAGGAGACUCAGUGGAGGAUAUACUUAUGAUAACUGUAAGCUCCAAGUUGGGUGGGCAGCACAAAGAGUGAACUAGUUUUCGACUGCUUACUGGCAUCGCGUAUGGUGUAUAUCAGUAUAAGUCUGUAAUAGUACUUCUGUUAUGUUCAUAACUGUGAUGUGAACAUGUUCAGUGUUAUUUUGUUUGGAAGAGAAUUAUUCUCGCUGCUGUGUUGCAAAUUCUCAUGCACGGAUAUGAGUCUCGCGUUUCAUCCUUUUCUGUAGAGGUUCUCCUUAAUUUAGCUAUCAGUAUUGUGUGCGACUCUGCUAAUUUUGUGCGUUCUGCAUGACAUUUCGCACACGUAUGUUAUAUCUGUUGCUCUGCCUUAAUGCUAUGGAUGGAUCCGUCUGUUAUUCUUGCAAA
This is a messenger RNA of Phragmites australis (common reed), 1286 nucleotides long. RefSeq lists its product as uncharacterized. Bases 90 to 959 code for a protein of 289 amino acids. The record is from RefSeq and is a predicted model, not a curated record. The transcript is spliced from 2 exons. Gene Ontology annotation, molecular function: translation initiation factor activity; RNA binding. Gene Ontology annotation, cellular component: eukaryotic translation initiation factor 3 complex; cytoplasm. Lineage: Eukaryota; Viridiplantae; Streptophyta; Magnoliopsida; Poales; Poaceae.